Coccinella septempunctata (seven-spotted ladybird) is the source of this 1432-nucleotide messenger RNA. RefSeq lists its product as uncharacterized. The coding region runs from base 275 to 1294 and encodes 339 amino acids. Gene Ontology annotation, molecular function: sequence-specific DNA binding. The transcript has 7 exons. NCBI's taxonomy places the organism in Eukaryota, Metazoa, Arthropoda, Insecta, Coleoptera, Coccinellidae. The record is from RefSeq and is a predicted model, not a curated record.
CAACAGAAUUCCCAGUUACUUCCAAAUUCAACGGUUGUUUAACAUUCAUCUCUGCUCCACGUGACAACAUUGGUUUUCCUAGUUUCAUUCAUUAAUUGUUUCGCGGCCGAUCUAGAGAUCUCUGGACCAAUCAAAGUGAUUUGCCCCGAUUUGACAUUUGAUAGUUGAUACAUCGUUGCCGACGCGAUAUCGUCCGAGGUCUACGUGAGUUUAGUGUCGAAAAAGUGUUUUUCCUAGUUUUUUCUGAAUAUUUUGAUAAAAAAACAUUUAUAAAAUGGUUCGUAAGUGUCAUGCAUGUGGUAAAUUGGACUCAUACAACCCCAAUUUGAGUUUUCACAGAUUUCCUUCUGAUAUUGAGAGAAAGAAUAUAUGGCUUUCAAUUUUGGGCUUAGAUGAUACAAGAAACUUGCCACAGAAUAUGUUCUUAUGUUCAGAACAUUUUGAACCCAAAGAUUUUGGUUUUCGGGUGAAUGGUACCAAAUAUCUUAAAAAUGAUGCCAAUCCUAUUCUAAUGAAACAAUUCUUUGGACUUACGUCUUCAAGCUCCAGUUCCACUGUGAAUGAAACUCCCCCAAGUGCUAAAAGAGAUCAACUUCCAUCCCUUGAUGAAGAAAUUUAUCAGAAUAUAGAUGCUAUUGCUUGUUCUCCGAAGAGAAGUGUAGAAAAUAUUGAAUUUCCUGUUGUAAAACUGGAACAACCAGUUGAAAAUUUCGAUUUAAUGCCUUCCAGCUCUACCGAGAAACCAACUUCAUCUAAAAUUAGAAGGGGAAGAAAGAGGGCUUAUGUGGGAGAAAUACAUACCAGUGAUUUUUCUACACCUGAGAAAAGGAAAAGGAAUAUGAAUAUUAUAAGGAAGAGAGUACAGAGCCAAAAUAAAAAGAUUCGCAUAUUACAGCAGUCUGUUCGAAGGAUGAAGCAUAAAAUAACCUCCAUGAAAACAUUGCUAGACUAUUUGAGAGAAAAAUCGCUUAUAUCAGAAUCUGCCGAAGUAACUAUAUCUGCAUCUGUCAAUCCUGGAGCUGCAAGUGAUUUAUUCCAAAGAAUGUUGAAAGGAAAGCGUAGCCAAAAAUAUAAUCCAACAUUGAGAGCCUUUGCAUUAACUUUGGCCUUCUAUUCACCCAAAGGGUACAAUUUUGUUAGAAAAACCUUCAACAACAGCCUACCUCAUUUAGAAACUAUCUCAAAGUGGUACAGAUCUGUGGAUGGUAGUCCAGGAUUCAAAAAUGAAGCAUUAACUGCCUUGUCUCUAAGACAAAAAGACUGGGUUUUCUACAUGAAAGUGGAAUUAAAGUAAUUUCGUUAACUUUUGAUGGUGCUCCUUCAAACUUUUCAAUGGCUGAAAUAUUGGGAGCAGAUUUCAGUGAUCCAUCAAAUUUGCGAACCAAAUUUGAGUGCCCUUUUAGUCAGCAUGAAAUAUUCAUUAAUCCUGAUG